AUGUACCUGGGCUUGCAGCCCCCGGACAAGAUCGAUGUCUUUGACCAAGAUCCGACGCCGCGCGCCUCGGCGGAGCCAUGGCGGUUCACCCCGUCUCUGCUUGAUCCAGACUCCUUCUCCUUCAGCGCAUUCGCCAACCAGCCACCGGGCUACUACACGCCAACUCCUGGUGGAACCAACACCCUCUACCAUCCUCAGGCGGGUGAUUUACACACGCCGACUCUAGGAUUGGGCAUGGGACUGGGAACACCUCUUUCGCUUCCAACCAGUGAUCGGGGCAUUCACGUCUCUGGCGUGCAUGGCCCGCCCAUGAUGGAGCUGAGCGCCCAGCAAUUCCACCAUCCUGGCUUACACCCGCAGCACUUCCAGCAGCCGUUCAAUCCCUUUAUCCACCCGGCGCAGCAGCAGCCUUCGUUCGCACCGUCGACCUUUAUUCACCAAGAUACUGGCUAUGAGACGAUGGAUCAGGAUGGCUCACCACUCGGCUCUGAUGGCACUGAAGAGCGUAUGCGACCCAUGGACGCUGCCUUCCACCAGUCCCAAUCUCCUCCAUUACUGUCCUUCCCUCACGGUCAGUACGGCAUACCCAUGACACAUGCUCUACCGCCGUCGGCAGAGAAGUUCCGCUUCCACUGCACGCUGAAUGCGCCUACUGCGAUGAUCAAGCACGCCGAGGAGAUCCCAAUCACGUAUUUGAACAAAGGCCAGGCAUACUCUCUCUCUAUUGUCGACACUGCGCCUACAAUCCCAGUCUCGCAUGGGGUGAAAUACAGGACAUUUGUGAGAAUAUCUUUCGAAGACGACCAACAGCGCCAAAAACCUGGAGUCUGUUGGAGCCUGUGGAAGGAGGGCAGAGGCACCAAUGAAGCACACCAGCGCGGUGGCAAACUACAGGCCGUUGAGUACGUGGAGCAGACCCAGUCCGUAGAGGGCGACAACAAGAGGACGCGGAUCGAGCUCGAGUCAGCCUCCUUCGACGGUUUCUGUGUGGUCUGGACCCCCGGCAUCAACGGCAUGGCGGAAUGCAACAUUGCUGUCCGCUUCAACUUCCUCUCGACUGAUUUCAGUCACUCAAAGGGUGUCAAGGGGAUUCCCGUCCGUUUAUGUGCCAAAACGACCAUACUGGCAGGUGAUGUCUCACCAACCUCGACCGACAACGGCGCCGAGCUGUGUUACUCCAAGGUCAAGCUUUUCCGGGACCACGGCGCCGAGCGCAAGCUUGCAAACGAUGUCGCGCAUGUCAAGAAGAGUAUCGACAAGCUGAAACAGCAGAUCGCGCAGGCCGAGAGUGGCAUGAAAGACUUUGGCAAACGCAAACGUGGUGGGGCGAGCUCCCACUCGAAGGGUCAAGAGCCUCAGCGGCCUGGCAAGGUACAGAAGCACAAGCGGACGUGGUCCAUGUCGUCAGCCAGUUCGGCAGAUGGCGGCAGUGGCCCUAACACCAGGCCAUCUGUGGAGGACGACAUGCACCUCAAAUUGCAAGCACUGCAAGACAUGUUCACCAGUACACGCCCUGUCAGCAUAUUGUACCUGCGUGGCGAAGAGCUUGACGAUCCCGACUUGCACCCUGUCACAUUGGCAGGGGAGCCUACCGACCUCACCAAGGUCGACAGCAAAGAUGCUGCCGUCUGGCAAGCGAGAACCACAAGGGAACCAGGCACUGACUCGUCGGUCCUUGUCUCGCCCUCCCCCAGCUCCUUGUCGCUCCAGUCCCAACAGUCAGCCAUCGGCAGCCAUCCCUGGGAAUCGCGGCAAGAACGGCCCACAAGAGUUGCGACCAAGACCGACGACGACGGCAAUCUUAGUGGGUGGAUAGAGGCACUUGGGGUGGACCCGACAUACCAGCCCCCGGUCGAUCGGCCACCGAAACCUGUCGCAUGCUUCUAUAUUGCCCGACAACCCACCAGUAUUGGCGAGCGGAGCUACCACCGAGCCGUCUACUUGGCGUCAAGAACCCUGCACGAUUUCAUACUCCGCACUGCCACGAAGUGGUCGAUUGAUGCGACCUCUGUCGCUCGCGCCCUCCAUGUCCUAGAGGGAGGUCUCGAGAUUGAGAUGGACGACGAUGUCAUUCGGGAACUGGGCGAAGGUCAAGCCAUGACCCUCGAGAUACGGGAGGUCGAGAUGCAAGUCGCGCAGCCCAAGCGUGAAUGGGAGAUGGCCGUUGAUGCACCUGAAGGUGAAAAAGCCUCAACGUCUGGCGCCUACCGAACCGUCAAGGAGUACGAGUUCCGAUUCACAUUCUAA
Microdochium trichocladiopsis is the source of this 2247-nucleotide messenger RNA. RefSeq names its product CP2 transcription factor. The record is from RefSeq and is a predicted model, not a curated record. Gene Ontology annotation, biological process: regulation of transcription by RNA polymerase II. Bases 1 to 2247 code for a protein of 748 amino acids. Gene Ontology annotation, molecular function: RNA polymerase II cis-regulatory region sequence-specific DNA binding; DNA-binding transcription activator activity, RNA polymerase II-specific. NCBI's taxonomy places the organism in Eukaryota, Fungi, Ascomycota, Sordariomycetes, Xylariales, Microdochiaceae. Gene Ontology annotation, cellular component: nucleus. The transcript has 2 exons.